Messenger RNA from Tetrahymena thermophila SB210, 2097 nucleotides. Its product is annotated as MAC/perforin domain protein. Lineage: Eukaryota; Ciliophora; Oligohymenophorea; Hymenostomatida; Tetrahymenidae. The transcript has a single exon. The record is from RefSeq and is a predicted model, not a curated record.
GACAAAAUAAGUCAAAAUCAAUUAUUAUUAAUAAGAAAAAGUCGCUUAAAAAUGCUUUUCAAAAAGACAUUUAUUUGCCUUUCAAUCUUACUUUUAUUGGCUAGCGCUGAAACAUUGCCUGGUCUUGACUACAUUAAGAGUGGUUACGAUGGUACUAAGCUCCUCAAUGACUAACUUGGUUAAAGUAAGUAUCCUAUUUUUGAUCUUGGUCCUCAAAAUGGAGAAAGUGAUUUCACUGUUAAUGGAAAGACCUACAAAGUUCCUAUCAUGGUCUAAGCCACUCAAGUCUCUUUGAGAAAGGAAUCUCAAUGCGAAGGUAUUUUUUACUCAUUCUCUGACUUCUAGAAGAAAUAUUCUGAAUCCAUUUCUUUCUCUGCUGGUUUGGGUAUUGAAAAUUUCUCCAUCUCUCUUGGAAUUAACCACGAAUUAGACUAGUUCCACUAAGAAAUCACUCAAAACAAUAAAGCCGUUUCUGUUUCUUAAUCUUACUGGGCUUAAUACAGUUUGACUACUGCUCCUGCUUUCUUGAUGCCUUUAAAUCCCAUGUUUAAGCAAUCAUUAGAUGCUCUUAAUAGAAUGGCCAAAGAACCUACUACUGAUACUUAAUAAACUAUUUACAACUAAGUUAUUAACUCUUUCGGUACUCACUACGUUACUAGCGCUAUUAUGGGUGGUGCUGCUAAAAUCUACACUACCUUAGAUUAAAAUUACUUGAAGACUGUUGACAUUGAAUAAACCAAAACUCAAAUUGGUAUUAAUUUCAGCUACAAUGUAUUCCAAUUCAAAUUCGGUUUUAAUUCUACCGAUCUUGCUUAAAAGUUAGAUGAAAACUUCAAGAAAAACUCUAAUGAUAUUAUCAUUUUCUCCCCUGAAGUUGAUCACAUAUCAGACCCCAAGGCUUGGUCUACCUGGGAAUCUACAGUUCCUGAAAAACCCUAACCAGUUAACACUACUGUUUCUUACAUUUCAGAUCUCGCUUACGAAUUCCCUGAAGUCUAAGCUCACUUAAGAAAGACUAUUGAAUUCUACUUGAGAAACGGAAGACUCCCUUCUAUUGCUGAAAUUUAAAGUUUCUAAGUCGCCCUUCAAGAACCCACUUAAUUCAUCCCUGGUGCUGAUAUUGUCGGUUGCGGUUAUGAUGCCACAAGUUUAUCUGACAAGAGAUGCAUUUUCGACUUAGAAGGUGAAAAUUACUAAUGGAGCAACCCUAACGAUCCUACUAUCGAAUUUAAUGUACCUGAAAUGUUAUUCGUCAUGAAUAAACCUGAAUCCAUUACUUUGAAUGGUACCACCAUUUUCUCAACUUUCAAUGACUUCGUUAAAGAAACUUUCUGGGAGACCAGAGAAGACAGCCAUGGCUUCUUAGGUUUUGGUGGCAAGCACAAGAGAACUCAAUAUCAUGAAUACUAUGAAAAAAUUUACUAAAAUUACCAAAAGUUAGCAUUAAAUCUUAGAUAAAUUACCUGGUAUACUUUGAAGGUACCUACCUUCCCCAAGCCUCCUCUUAAUAAAAUUUUCGAAUAAUCUAUUAAGAUGCUCCCUACUGAAUUCAAUGAGUAAAACUCUCAAUUCUUCAAUCAAUUCAUUGAAGCUUUCGGUACUCACGUUGUUAUCGAAGGAGAUUUUGGUGGAUUAGUCUAUGCUGAAGACUGGUUUGAAUCUUGUUUACUUAACAUGCAUGACGAAAUUUGGAUUAGAGAAGAAAUUUCUAAGAGAUACGAUCCUUUCGGUUGUUUCAGAAAAGACUCUACUAAAUAAACUGACGUUAAAUAAAUCUCUGUUGAAUUCAAGCAAAACUCUGAAUUCCACGCUUUAUUAUUAGGUGGUACUGACAGUAUUCCUCUUAGCGAUUGGGAUAAGUGGGUUCCUUCCGUUAAAUACAAUCCUAAGGCUUUGAACAGAAAAUUAGUUCCCCUUACCAAUUUCGUCCCUAACGGUCCUUAAAAGGAUGCUUUGAGUGCUGCUAUUUUAGCUAUCAGACAACAAGCUGCUUCUGAAUAAGAAAGCUACAUUUCUUACUUACAACAAAUUGCUCCCCCACCCAAGCCUAUCUGCAGUUUACAACAAGCUAAAAUCCCUUCCUUCUUAGAAAAGUGA